Molecule: messenger RNA, 505 nt
Organism: Hyalella azteca
Lineage: Eukaryota; Metazoa; Arthropoda; Malacostraca; Amphipoda; Hyalellidae
Exons: 3
Coding region: 164-481 (105 amino acids)
Source: RefSeq, a predicted model, not a curated record
UUUAUAGGCUAAAAUUUUCCCUCACAAUUAUAGGUAAAAUUAAUCAUAGUCAAGUGAUAUUAGGAAUAUAUCAUUCACUUACAUGUAUAGGUAGAUUGUGAUUGUGUUUGAUGCUUAUGAGAAGAUUACACGAGAGAUGCCACGACUGUGCUUCAGUUCAUAAAUGGCUGUGUUGCAGAGUCCCGAUUCCGUUUUGCAACGCAUGUGGGAGGAGAGAGAGCGCCUUAUCAUGAGGGUCAACGCUCUCGAGCACGCCAAUGAAGAGUUGCUGCGUGCAAAUGACUUGCUGCAGAAGGAAGCUGCCCGACAAAGUCGUGACUGGAAAAAACGGCUGCUAGAUUGCCGCAGCUUAAAGGAGCACGCCGAAGAGUGCGCAUAUGAACAGGAGCAGCGGCAUAGCGCCCUUCUUGCCCGCGCCACUGCUGAGGUGGAGGCUACUCGCAGAGAGCGCGACUACUGGCAGAUGCGCCAUGGGCUCUAGAGGAAGCUCUGCAGGAGUGUGAAA